Molecule: messenger RNA, 1047 nt
Organism: Australozyma saopauloensis
Lineage: Eukaryota; Fungi; Ascomycota; Pichiomycetes; Serinales; Metschnikowiaceae
Product: exosome non-catalytic core subunit
Exons: 1
Coding region: 1-1047 (348 amino acids)
Biological process (GO): exonucleolytic trimming to generate mature 3'-end of 5.8S rRNA from tricistronic rRNA transcript (SSU-rRNA, 5.8S rRNA, LSU-rRNA); TRAMP-dependent tRNA surveillance pathway; poly(A)-dependent snoRNA 3'-end processing
Cellular component (GO): nuclear exosome (RNase complex); cytoplasmic exosome (RNase complex)
Molecular function (GO): RNA binding
Source: RefSeq, a predicted model, not a curated record
AUGUCAUCUCUUCUAAGCAUCACAAGACCCACAAAGCGAGAUAGCCGAAGCAAUGAUUAUGACUCAGACGUCGAUAUGAAAGACGCGAUGUCAGAGUAUCAAGAUGAGGGCAGCAAAGACAACACGUCAGUAGUUACUCCAGGUGAGUUGGUGACUGAAGAUCCAACCUGGAUGAAAGGUCACGGCACAUAUUCUUUAGAGAACCAGACGUAUUCCUCAGUAGCAGGUAAUGUUUUGCGUCUUAACAGACUCUUGAGUGUGAUACCAAUUCGUGGACGUUAUGAAGCUGAGACAGGUGAUUACAUCAUUGGAAGAAUAACUGAGGUAGGCCAGAAAAGGUGGAAAGUUGAUAUUGGUUGCAAACAAGACGCUAUAUUGAUGCUUGGUUCAGUGAACCUUCCGGGUGGUAUUUUACGAAGAAAAUCAGAGAGUGAUGAGCUACAGAUGAGAAAUUUCUUGAAAGAAGGUGACCUACUCAAUGCAGAGGUGCAGAGUGUCUACAGCAAUGGCCAAGCAGCUUUACACACGAGAUCUUUGAGAUAUGGAAAGCUCAGAAACGGAGUCCUUCUCAAAGUUCCGUCCAGUUUAAUCAUAAGGCAGAAAAAUCACUCGUGGAACUUACCGGGAAACGUUAGCGUCAUCAUUGGAGUCAACGGAUUUAUAUGGUUAAGCAAGACUUCCAGCACAUCAACAGCUCCAUCCGUUAAUGCCUCGACCAACAGUGCUCAGAGCGCAUUGGCCUCUAAAGGUGGCUACAAGCCAGGAGAAGGAAGCGUCUCCAUCACAAGACUCGAAGAAGAGAGCUCGUGGGAGAUCUACAGUGAUAAGAACGAUGAAAUCAGUGCAAGCAUAAGAGGUACAAUCUCAAGAUACCAUAAUGUUAUCAAAGCCAUGAGUGCUUGCGAGUUGGGAAUCACCGAGAAGAGAAUUUGCAUGGGCUAUGAUGCCAGUAUGAUGUAUGCUGACACUAGCAUGUUGAUCGAACGUGAGGCACAGGAGAUCAUAUGCCAAGAUAUCAUUGAUUCAGAAAAGAUGCGAGGAGAUUAG